CGCGGCAUCUCGAUAAACGAGCAAGCUGAUCUGUUGAAUCAGCUCUAAAAGUAUUGGCUCCCCACACUAUCCUAGGUCCGAAAGCGAUCUGCACUCUCCGUAUGGGGUCAUAUAGAACUUACCCCGCACGUCCCGAAGUGAGACUCGCCGAGCGGCGAAUGAGAGAAGCAACAAAAAUUGCUUCUCAGGGUCCCAAAGCAUCUAGACGCUCGGUCUCUGAAGUCCAUAUCUGUCUUCUCGGCUGCUUCUGCGUGACUUCAAAAGUCUCUGCGGAUGCGUUCGAACUUGGUGGUCAGUGUGCGCUCCCGCGUGGCACGGGGGUUGACUUGCUGAUAUUUAGAUCGGAUCAAGAAUUAGCGCGGCGACUGUCGCUCAUCCAGUUUGACAAUCCGCCGGAGAAGUGGCCUCUGGUCAAAGCUGCUGUGGUACAUUUCGAGUGGAAUUCGAGGGUUCAUGAGGAUAAGUUAUCGGCAUCGAUUACAUCUGGAACCGCCAGGGUCGAAGAUAGCAGGGCGCGAACGCACAUCCUUCACGGUGAUCGACAUCGAUAACAUUGGUCUAGGCAACGCUCGCCUCCAUCCGCGCAAACCACAGCGAGUGGUUUUGGAAGAAUCAAGAUUGCAGAACCGACCGAAUGUCAUGAGAUCGGGUCCAGAUCCAUACUCCGCCUCCGUGCAAGUAUAAGUCGGUCGCCACAAGGUCUAGCUCUCUUGUGCCUCCCUCAUCUACCAUCUUUAGUCGCCGCACCGUAAGC
Laetiporus sulphureus 93-53 is the source of this 754-nucleotide messenger RNA. RefSeq lists its product as uncharacterized. The coding region runs from base 102 to 551 and encodes 149 amino acids. The record is from RefSeq and is a predicted model, not a curated record. Lineage: Eukaryota; Fungi; Basidiomycota; Agaricomycetes; Polyporales; Laetiporaceae. The transcript has a single exon.